AUGCGGUUGAAGCGUGAAGAAGCAAAACAGCUAAAAUUGGGUCUUACAGAAAAGAAAAAGGAAGAAAAGCCUUUAAGUAAAGAAGAGGAAAAGAAGAAAAAGGAAAUGGAAGAGAUACGUCGAAAGGACUUGGAAGAAGCUGAAAAGAAGAAGAAAGAGGCUGAGAAAAAGAAAACGCCACAAAGAGAAGUUGGUCCUGAUGAAGUCGAAAAAGAAAAGAAGGAAAAAAGGCCCUCAAAGGAUGAAGAAAAAGAAAUGGAAAAAUUCCAUCAAGAAAGGGAAUCCAGAUUGAAAAAGAGGAAGGAGGAAGAAGAAAAUGCUAGGAAAGAACAAGAAGAAUUAGUUAGAAAAAUGGAAGCAGCUAAGACUAAAGCUUUAGCUGAAGAAGCUGCUAAGAAGGAAGAACAGGAGAAGCGGAAAAAACAGAUGGAAGAGGAGGAGAAGGUGAAAAAGCAAAAGGAGGAAGAGGUAGCUGAAGAAAAAUCGGCAAAAGAAAAAGCUGAAGAAGCAGCACUAAAAAUGCAAUAUGAAGCAGAUGAUGUUGACAAAAUGACAAUGAAACGUAAAACUAUGAAGAAACAAACAUUUGAUAAAGAUGAACUGCCUGAUGAUCAGAAGGCGCGUGAAUCUUUGACUUCUGAUGACCAAUUUGUUAUGGCUGGUGCUUUAAAAGUAGAAACAAGAAAAGCUAUUGGAGAGGAAGAAGAGGAAUGGGAAUUUGUUGAAGAAGAGGAUGAAAAGCCGAGGGAAUUGACUCCACGCAAGUAUGAAGAGUCAAAAGUAGAGUUUGACGAUGUUGAAGAGUUUUUGAAUAAACGUCGUAUGCAAAGAUUACAACUUGAUGAAGUGCAAGCAUUUGAGGAGCUUCCUAGAGCUACUCGACAUCGUACAAUGAGGAAAGGCUUUGUUUCCUUGCCUGAUUCUCAACUAUAUGCUUCACGAGGGGAUACAGUAGUAUUUGAAUGUGAAUUAUUUAAUGAAAGUGAUACCGUUGAGUGGCAAAUUAAUGGGAAAUCAUUAAACGAAUUUAACGAUGGAAGAUGUUCUAUUCAAAAUUAUGCUUAUAUUAGACAAUUAACAAUUGAAAAUGUCGUUCCAAAAGAUAGUGGAUUAAAAGUUUCAAUUACUUUGGAAGGGCAGACCCAUCAAAGCAAAUUGACAGUUGAAGAGGUUCCUGUCGAAUUUGCAGAGAAAUUACCAAGAAAAGUUAUUGCAAAUGUUGGGGAUACAACAGCUACAAUUGUUGCUAUUUUAACACACGAUUGUGCUAAAAACAUUAGUUGGUAUCACAAUGGACAGCCAUUAUUUACAGAUAAUACUUAUCAAAUUAUAAAUGAGGGAUGCAUAUGUAGUCUACUGGUAAGAGAAAUAGAUUACAAACUUGGUGGCCGAUACACUAUUAGUGCUGACAAAGUUGAGUCUUCUACAAUUUUAGAAGUACACGGUAAACCCUCAAUGGAAUUUACCGAUAUUGGAUUACAACGUAUUGUAAUUGAUGCAAACGAGAAUUUAACACUUAAAGUCCGUCUAAAAUCUUUACCAGAACCUGAAGUCGAUUUGUAUUUAAAUAAUGAAUUGUUAACACCAGAAUUGAGGACUUCUGUUACGAUUUUAGAAGAAAGUGUGCUAGUAACUAGAAGAGAAUUAAGCCGACAUGAUAGAGGAAUUUAUAAACUUGUUUUGUUUAACGAAUAUGGGGAGGAUUCGUUAGAGUAUGAUGUUUAUGUUAGAGAUGUACCUGAUGCACCUUCUGGGCUGAUGGUGACUGAAGUUGGGCAUGAUUAUUGCUUCUUAAAAUGGAAUCCACCUCUAGCAACCGGUGUUAGUGACGAACGCGAACGAAUAACUGGUUAUGUUAUAGAGAAGAAGGGAACUAAUAGAAGAGUUUGGCAGCGUGUUGGACAGCUUUCUGCAUAUUCACUAGAAAUAUUUAUUGAAGAUCUAGAUUAUGACACGGAUUAUGUAUUCCGUGUUGCUGCAACUAACCGAUUUGGAGUUGGAGAAUUCUCCAAAUUGGCCCAGAUAACUACUGGAACACCCUUCUCCGCCCCCGUUAUGCACUCAGCUCCCCGCAUUUCACAUACUUAUGAACGAAGUGUACGACUUGAAUGGGAUGAAUGUUGGGAUACUGGAGGUAGCCCUUUGUUUGGUUAUGAUGUUUUCUGCAAAAUUGGAGCUGAUUGGCAAAAAAUGAAUGAAUCUACAGUUUUUACUGAAAAUUUCUGGGUUGAUGAAUUUUUGGAUGCAAGCAAGAAUGGAUGUGUUUUUAAAGUAGAAGCACAAAAUUAUGCUGGAUUACAUUCUGAUUCAAAUAUUAUAUCUGAACCUCUUCAAGUAGAUGAACAAUCUAUAGCUAGUCAUGCAGCUCAACAUCAACAAAUGUCAGCCCCCAAAGUUACUAUACUUGGAGGCACAAGAGUUCGCGUCUCCUGGGAAAUGCCGGAAUGGCUUGGAAGUAUUGCUGGGCCGAAAUAUUUUGUUGUUCAAUACCGAUCUGAGGGAACAUAUCUCUGGAAUGAAGUUCUCGAGCAGUACAAGCAGUCACCUGCAAUUGUUGAAGAUGAACUAAAGGAGGGAGUGCCCUAUAAAGUUCGCGUUGUUUUACGCUCUACAGGAGAAACAGAAAAAGAAGAUAUCUCAGCUUCAGACGAAAGUGACAUAAUUAAAAUUUCUGGUUUCAAUGUUCCGAUAUUAACCAAAACUUUACGUGAUGCCCUUAUACCCAAAAAAGAGGAAGUUUGUUUAGAAAUUUGUGCUGUUAGUGAACCUGCGCCUCUCUUUGUAUGGUUAAAGAAUGGUGAAGAGAUUGUACCCUCUCCAGAAUAUGACAAUGUUUCUAUAAGUAAUGAAGGUUAUGCAAGCAAAUUGGUUAUACACAGAAUGGGUGAAAAUGAUGAAGGAUAUUAUACAUGCCAAAUUAGUAAUGAAUAUGGAAUGAUUGAAACAAAAGCAUUUAUUCGAAUGGGAAAAGUUCAAGCUCACUUCAUCAACUCCUUCGCAGAAAAGAUAACAGCUACGGAAGGGAAAGAUGUUGUUCUAGAAUGUGAGGUUUCUGACCCCGAAGCUUCUGUUAGUUGGACUAGGAAUAAGCGCCAUAUUGGUGAAACAACAAAUAGAAUUUCAUUGGAACAACAAGGCUAUAAGAGACGUUUAAUUCUUUAUGGGGCAAUGAAAGAAGAUUCAGGCAUAUACACAUGUGAAAUUGAAACAGCUACAGGCUCCGAUAAAAAAGUUCAAACAGAAAUUGUUGUUAGACCCGAAAAAGCUCGUAUUGUGUUUUCCCCUCAAGGAAGGAUAAUUUGCCAUUAUGGGGAGAAAAUCCAACUUUAUGCCGAUCUUUCUAAGAGUGCAGAGGAUGUUGUUUGGUAUAAAGAUGGAUUGCCUCUACAAUGUAAAAAGUGUUUUGCAUACUUUGAGGGUACUAAAGCGCUGCUUGAAAUUUACAAUUUUGAUGAAUCUGAUAUUGGAGAGUACAGUAUAUCAUUGGAAGGGGGCGAAAAGAGUGCUCCAGCUAAAUUGAGAUUUGAAGUUUCGCCAAAAAUUGAGUUGCGCCGUUAUCACCAUGAAGAAAGAAUAGUUAAAAUUGGAGGAGAUGAGUUUACUGUAACAGCAAAUCUUCUGGGUUGGCCAACUCCAAAACUCUCAAUUCUUCUCAAUGAUAACCCUAUAAAUGAUGCAAAACAAGUAGUGGUAAAUGCUGGUGUAGGUUGUGGUGAAGUUCAUACAAUAAACAUAAGGAGCUUGAAAAGAUCGCAUAGUGGAAGGAUAUGGCUUCGUGCUUCAAACGAAUUUGGAGAAGAUUCCUCUUACAUCGACUUGAAAGUUUUGGACGUUCCUUCUGCUCCCAUCAACCUACGAGUCCGUAACAUAACUUCCUCUUCUGUUGAUCUCUAUUGGAAUAUUGCUGAAUCUGAUUCGUCUUAUAAAGGCGAAGAAUUUAUUGAAAGCUUUAUUGUCGAAAGAAAAACUGGGGAGAGGCAACGAUGGAGACAAUUACAACGAAAAACUGCUGAGAGAAUAAAAACGGAUACUGGAGAAUAUGUUUAUACAAUUCAAGGGCUUUAUCCCGGUGAAAGUUAUGCUUUCAGAGUUUUGGCUUUUAAUGAAAUUGGGGAAUCAGAGCCAAGUAAAGCUAUUGAUGUUGAUUUACCACACGAGCAAUCUGAUGAUGAGGAAGAAGAAAGGAAGAUUGAAGGUAUUAGAAGACGUUUAUCUUCCACUGAGAUUUUACAAAGGAAGAUUUCUGAAACUCUUCCGCCGUUGGAGAGACCAAGCAAACCAACUGUGAGCACAGACGGUCUUCAAACAAAAGCUAUUCUCAGUUGGGAACAAGUUGAUAGAGCAAUGCUCUACGGCAUUGAAAGGAGACGUUUAUCUGCUAGUAAUGAUACCGAUUUCUGGUUAGAAGUUGCCAAUAUUGAAAGAACAACAUUUAUUGACCGUUCAAUUUAUGAAACUGGACGUUAUGUUUAUAGAAUUGUGGCUAAAUUACCGGGAGUUAUGAAUAGUGAAGCUGGGACACAAAGCGAAGAAGUGUUUAUUACUGUGCAAAAUGUGCUUGAUGAAGGGGGCAGCAAGUCUGGUUUAGAAAGAAGAAUGGAACAACAUCGGUAUCCAGAAGAUUCGGAUGCUUCUACCUCAUCUUCUGUUCAGAGUUUACUUGAUUCUGGAAUCCAAAUCGAUGAUGGUUUCCAUUCUCCAAUGAAAAGUUUGAGAAAAAAGGUGUCAAUAUCUAAAGAAGGUGGAAGCAGUGGCCGACGUGUUAGUUUUGCAGAAGAUAAAAAAUCUAGAGAGGAAAAACGGAAAGAAGACAAAUUAAAAUUUAAAGAGGAAAUGGAAGAACAAAGGCCUUCAUCAUCAUCUAGCUAUGAAUUUAGAGGAGAAUUUGAUAAAUUGGAAGGGGAAAUAGAGUUGAAAGAGGAGGAGAAAGAAGAGGGUAAAAAUCUAAGUAAUGAGGAGAAUGAAGAAAAAAUUGAAGAAAAAGUGGAAGAAACUAACAAAAGUGAAGUAAAGCCUAUAAGAACCAAAAUUCUAAAGAAGAAGACAAAAACCGAAAAAGAAGUUGAUACAAAUAAAAUUGAGGAAAAUAUUGAAGAUAAAUCUUCUGUAUCAUUAGAAAAGGAAAAAAUAAAGGAGGAAAAGGAGGACGUAAAAUCAGUGAAGAAAGAAGAUGAAAUUAAAGUAGAAAAAAGUAAAAAACAAGACGAAGAAAAAGUAGAAAUUAAAAAGGAUUCUUCUGUCGGAUUCGAGGUCCCACUUAAUGAUAUUGAGGCAGUCGAAGGGCAACUUCGCGUUGAAAUGGUGGCAAAGUUGGAGAAAAGCACACGUGAUACAUUAAUGCGUGCAAAAUGGUUUAAAGAUGGAAAACUUUUAAAUGCUCGAACAUUGAAGCACAAGGCACUAUUAGAUAAUAAAGGAGAAGCAAAACUUGUUAUCAAUAAAAUUGAAAAGGCAGAUGAAGGCCUUUACAAACUCGAACUUGAACUUAGUAGCCGAGAACAGUCAAAACCUUCAACCCAGGCAUAUUUGUCUGUUAGAGGAAAAGGUGAAUUGCCUAAAGCUGGCAUUGAAACGAAAACAACCGAUACUGGACGCAAACCCGUAGGAAAAGUAGCGCCACAAAAAACACAAAAAACACCACCAAAAUUUGUUAAGAAACCAAAACCUAAUGCUGAAUCCAUCAAAGGCUCACGUAUCUGCCUAAGUGGAUCAUUCUCAGGCUUUCCUCUUCCCAAACUUAAAUGGCUUCGAAACGGGAAGGAAUUUUUAGCGGAUGAGUUUAUUCUAUUAAAUAUCAAUUACAACGAGGAUUUGGAAUUAAAUGAGUUUAUGUUAGAAAUUUUGAAAUUUACACCGCCUGAACAUGAAGGGACAUAUACUGCCCUAAUUCAAAAUGAACAUGGCAGCGAUUCUGUCUCAAUUUUAGUUUCCGAACUUUCUUUAGAAGAUAAAAUGAAGAAUUUUGGUGUAUCAGAAAAGAAGGUCCUAUUAUAA
This is a messenger RNA of Meloidogyne enterolobii, 5994 nucleotides long. Lineage: Eukaryota; Metazoa; Nematoda; Chromadorea; Rhabditida; Meloidogynidae. The record is from the annotation of a GenBank genome assembly.